Messenger RNA from Mizuhopecten yessoensis (Yesso scallop), 3813 nucleotides. RefSeq lists its product as uncharacterized. The record is from RefSeq and is a predicted model, not a curated record. The coding region runs from base 186 to 1502 and encodes 438 amino acids. Lineage: Eukaryota; Metazoa; Mollusca; Bivalvia; Pectinida; Pectinidae. The transcript is spliced from 2 exons.
CUAAGUGGGAUUGUCACAUGAUUCUUAGUCAUAACUUUCCACAAGAUUCGGGGAUGAUCUCUGGGCAAGACGCCAUUGACUAGUUUGUCAGCCGCUUCUGGUACAUAGCUUGUCAUCGAGGCAACAAAUAAGAUGUAUAUCUUGUGAACAUGUCUUCACGAUGAAAUUUUUGUCAAUUAAAGGAUAUGAAUGAAAUAGAAAGGAAAGUGUUACAAAGGAACCAUUGUAAUAUUGUGGAGGUCAUUGAACCCUUAGAACUAAGGCCGUUUCUGUAUUCAAAAGGUGUUCUCCCGAAUCCGACAUUCCUGGGUGAUGAUCGGGUAAGAACAAGAAGGGCAGAAAAGUUUAUCGAGUAUAUAGUUGAAAACUGUUCAUUUUCCCUGUUUCUCGAUUCGUUAUCAAAGGACAGUGCGUAUGAUUUCCUUGCACAGAAACUGCAGCUAGAGUUAGAUGACAUAUCAAAAGAUGAUACUGAAAGUCGGUAUGUGCCUUAUGAAAUAAAGGAGUCAUUAUUCACACCAGAGCGUGCUAAAGCAAUAUGGUUUCGACACGAACUCAAACGCUAUUCCAUGACAGGGAAUAAUGAAGCAUUCCUUCAAAGAAGUAAAACUAUUACCGAUAGGUGGAAUGCCAUACCCAAAGAAAAGAUUUUUCUCGAAAAUAAUCAAGAAUUGGCGGAUAUGUAUUUCAUGGUUCUAGACGCAACCAUGGAAAGAAGACGAAUUGUGUACGACACGACUCUUUAUAACGACGAUGAAUUGUUUGGUAAGAUGCAAGAGAUGUCUUUAUACACUUCCUCUGCUACACUACCUACAGCUAUGCGUCUAGCACGUUACGGUUCAGCUCUUCUAAUGGCAGGAAGGCCGGUGGAGGAAGCACUCAGUUACGUGGAAGAAGCAAAACAGCGACUUCAAACACUCCCAGCAUGUAGAGAGUCUGGAGUAAUUCUGUAUAUUGAAUACAACAUGCUGAUUUCAGAAAGAUACGAAAAAGAUCCUACCGUUAAAAUGAAGAAUCUACUGUUAAAAAUCGGAAGUGAGUCAAUUGACCAUUUUUGUCGAGAACAGGAAACGGUUGGAAAAGAUUUCCGUAGAAUGGUGUUGAUAAAACAAGCACUGUUACUUCUAGGCAUAGGACUUUUCCUAAACGACGUAGAUAAUGUUUUUGUCACGGAUGAAGACAAAAAACAAGCUGAAACAAUUUUGCAAGAAAUCCGAAAAGAGGAGAAUUGGAAAAGAAUGGAACAUCGCUGGCAUGUUGCAUACUAUGUAGCAAAUAGCAAACUACUCCGUCUCGAAGGACAAAGUGAAAAAGCAUUGGAUGAGAUGCAAAAAGCUUCGAAAUAUGCAAUAGAUGGAACGUUUAAAAAGGAGCUUGGUAAUAUAAAAAAAUCUGUGGUUUUCCAAAGUGGAAAACGAGAAUGGAACUUCAAGAAUGCGCUACUUCUUUUUUCGUUCAUCAUUCUAUUAAUAGCAGUGGUGUAUCAGAUAGUGUUUCAUUAAUCAUGAGAAGACCUACUAUGUUCAAUGCUGUGGUGUAGAAGUUAAUUAGGACCAUUCAGCUAGAAGGUGCAAGCGCCACGGGCUACAGAUGGGAAUCCUUGUGUGAACACAUGAGGUAAGGGUAAUCAUUUUAACGGAACUGGUAAUACUUAAGAUUGGUAUUUAUUUAUCAAUAAUAUUUAAGACUCUUUGAAAUACUGGGUAUUCAACUGAUUAUUCUAUAUUUAUUAUUACUAUGCGUAUUUGAUUAUUGUGUAUAAUUAUUCCUUAAUUCAUCUAAAUAAAAAAUAGAACUAAUUGACGUAAUAGGGCCCCCUUAACUCAUCCCCUUCUCUGUAUUUCAUAUGUUUACUAUAAUAGUUAUGCAGAUUGUGGAUUACUAUUAUCUUGUAUGUUAAAGAUGUUGUGAUGACAAGGAGGAAAGCAAUAUUAAACCUAUUGUUCACAACCUACUGUCAAACAAGGCUGUGCCGCUUGGAAUCAAAACAUUAGUGACGUCACAACGAGGUAGCACUAUAAAGUCGUACAUAAACUAUUAUAUACAAUUAUUUUCGACGAUUCGACGGACUUCCAAAAUAUAGGAACAAAACAAAACACAAAAUAGAAUAGAAUAUAAAUAAAGGACAGCCUGGAUACGGUACGCCCUCCUCCUAGACCAACGCCAUGAUAUGAUACGAUCGGUAAUCUCCCCAUCUUUUUAUAUAAUAAAAGUUCCAAUAAGACACAUAAAUUAUAAGCCCAACAAAUUAUAGACCCCCCAUAAGACCAUUUUUUCUUUUCUUAAAUAGACAUACACCAAGAACUAAGGGUAAAUAUCCGCAUACACCAUAGGGACCCCUCGGAUAAUCUCAGACUCUGGUCAAGCCUGACAAGGAAACAAAGUACUGUACAAAACGGAAGCAGAGACGUUUCUCUACUGUCGGGCACAACCGGCAGUAAGAGACCCGAGGUACAUAACAAAUAUAAUAUAUAUUUACCUCUCUAUAAGAACAGGAAUAUAUGCAAUAAAUACACUUUCAAAUAUACAAAUAAUUUCAUUUUUUAUGUACAUAUAUACAUUAAUAUAAGCCAUAUUGGCCAAAUUCGAAUCCCCUCAACGACACCAAUACAUUAGUAUUGAUCAACAACCAAAGCUGCAUCAUCCGGCGCGAUAAACCAUUUCGGACCAAGGAGUCGUCUCCAAAUUACACCACAAGAUAAAGAUAGGAUAGAAUAGACGACUCCAAACCACCCCCCGAGGGAAGGCAACUUCCCUCACGCCGACAGAACACUGACUUCCGUCAGUGAGAUGAAACCCGUAAGGGCGGAUUCAUGUAGGCGCGAACCCGUCAACCAACCAACCAACCAUCGAGAUAGCACUCUUCAUUGUCAAAAUAAAGCGAGUGGGUUGGUUGCCGUCUACGGAGCUAAAACGCAUAACUUUAAUAAAACACGGUACCAUUUUGUAAAUGAGAUAAUGCGUGUCAAAUUAAAAACAAAUACGGGGGGAAAAAACCCAAAGAACUUAAAACGCUGAAAUCGUAACUUUAUCUAUACCUCCUUGAUCUUAAUAAAAAUGUGGUGUUGAAAAUUAAUGUUACAAUUGACAUCAAAUAUCCCAGAAUGUUAUUGCAUUUAUUUCUUAAUGCAAUAUUUUUUUUUACAUUUUUUCACGUCAUGAGGCGCAAAUAUUGCUUCAUCAGAAAAGCGCGGGAAUGUGUAACGUAGUUUUUAACGCCAGGUUAUAAUGACGUCACGCUUGACAACAAUACAGAGCGCCAUUUUGAAUGGGUUUUCCGCAGAGAAUAUAAAGUACCGUUCAGAUUGGAUAAUACUAAGAGUGACGUUUUUACUUGCGAAUAUAUAUUAUUUCGUGUAUCUUCACUGCAUUAAACAUAUGUGUUUAUCAGAUGGAGAAUUCAUGAUAUUUCACUAGAAAACUACUAAAUACCGAUACUGUAAGGUUUACCACCAUAUUUUUGUAGACAGUAUGCGGCCUCAAUUUCCCAGAAGGCUUUCACGCAUGGGGAAGCACCGGAAGUGGACAAAGUGUUUAUAGAUCAACCCCCGACGGCGCUUUGCGCCGCUUGGGGGUUUGAAAAAAAUGUUUAAAGUAGAUUAAAUGGUAAAAUAUAUCGUUAACCUGACAUUAUUUUCAACAUUGUUUUAACGUCACAUUAUAACAUCAGUAUUUGAUAAUCAAUAUUAUAUGUAUAUUCUGUCACAUUGUUCAAUCGACGUUGUUAUAAUGGACAUUAAUAUGACUCAGGCAUGGCCUGGAGAGAGCGCAGCUGGUACAUUUGUUUCGAUAGUAUACUAUAUAUUUUUUUAA